Nycticebus coucang (slow loris) is the source of this 671-nucleotide messenger RNA. It is a transcript of the gene NDUFS4, whose product is annotated as NADH:ubiquinone oxidoreductase subunit S4. Bases 27 to 554 code for a protein of 175 amino acids. NCBI's taxonomy places the organism in Eukaryota, Metazoa, Chordata, Mammalia, Primates, Lorisidae. The transcript has 5 exons. Gene Ontology annotation, biological process: electron transport chain. The record is from RefSeq and is a predicted model, not a curated record.
CCAUCCUGGUGUUUGCCUGCAGCAAGAUGGCGGCGGUCUCAAUGUCAGGGGUGCUGAACCGGGCGGUGUGUUGGAGAAGGGCAGUAGGUGUAGCUGCUAUUUCCACUUCUAGGGUCCCGACCAGGUUGUUGAGCACUUCCACAUGGAGGCUGGCACAGGACCAAAUUCAAGACACACAACUCAUAACAGUUGAUGAAAAAUUGGAUAUCACUACUUUAACUGGCGUUCCAGAAGAACAUAUCAAAACUAGAAAAGUCAGGAUCUUUGUUCCUGCUCGAAAUAACAUGCAGUCUGGAGUAAACAAUACAAAGAAAUGGAAGAUGGAGUUUGAUACCAGGGAGCGAUGGGAAAAUCCUUUGAUGGGUUGGGCAUCAACGGCUGAUCCUUUGUCCAACAUGGUUCUAACCUUCAGUACGAAAGAAGAUGCAGUUUACUUUGCGGAAAAAAAUGGAUGGAGCUAUGACAUUGAAGAGAAGAAGAUUCCAAAACCCAAGUCCAAGUCUUAUGGUGCAAACUUUUCUUGGAACAAAAGAACACGAGUUUCCACCAAAUAGGUUGGCACCGACUGUAUCUCUGUACUUGACUGUGAAUAAAGUCAGCUGUGCAGUAUUUAUAGUCCAUGUAUAAUACAUUUCUUAAUCUCCUAAUAAAUUUGACCUUUAAACUACAAA